This is a messenger RNA of Adineta steineri, 294 nucleotides long. The record is from the annotation of a GenBank genome assembly. Lineage: Eukaryota; Metazoa; Rotifera; Eurotatoria; Adinetida; Adinetidae.
AUGAGUUCUUUAGUAAAAGUAUUUGAUAAUGUACCUGAUUGUGUUGGAUAUUUAAUUAUGAAUGAAGAAGGUUCAAUUGAACACAGUCAUGGUGAUUUAGAAAAUAAUGAAAAUGCUGCGAAUUUAAUUUAUAAAAUGGUACUAUGUGCAGCAAAAAUAAGUGUACAUCCAACAGAAAAAAUGUCGUUUAAACGAUUUACAGUUUCUGAUGAUCAAUAUGUUUAUUGUAUUUCAUGUGCAAGUCAACGAAUUUAUGUUGCUAAACGUCGGCAAGAAUCAUCUGCCAAUGCUUAA